This is a messenger RNA of Brachypodium distachyon (stiff brome), 2907 nucleotides long. Its product is annotated as subtilisin-like protease SBT4.9. Gene Ontology annotation, biological process: proteolysis. The record is from RefSeq and is a predicted model, not a curated record. Lineage: Eukaryota; Viridiplantae; Streptophyta; Magnoliopsida; Poales; Poaceae. The transcript is spliced from 3 exons. The coding region runs from base 293 to 2539 and encodes 748 amino acids. Gene Ontology annotation, molecular function: serine-type endopeptidase activity.
GAGUAACUAGCACUAAAGGCACGUACAUCGAAACCUUGCAUGGGGGCGCUGGAGAAUCUGACUCCUGAGGAGAAGGUUGUCUAUGAGUUGCUUCGAUCCGAACUCUCGGCGAUCAUGGACCAGAAAUUGAAGGAUCAACAGGAUUCCAUGUUGAAGGCCGUGACGAGUUUGGUGGCCAACGCAACCACCAAAAUCGACUCCGCCGCUACUCGCUUGGAGGCCAUGCGCACCGAAUUCGGCGCUGAUAUUGGAGAACUGCGCCUGUAUCUGUAUCGGCUGACCACUACCGCCGAUGUCGCGCUCAAGGGCAGGGGCACCAGUUCAUCGGAGGAGCCGGCAGCGCCUGCUAAGCCGGAGGAGUCCCCAGCUCCGACGAAAUCCCCCGAGCUCUAUAUUCCGCCCCAUGCCAAAGAUCUACAUCGUGUUCACGGCGAGGCAGCCGGCGCCGGAGACGCUGUCGGAGUCGGCCGCCCGCGCGAGGAUAGAGUCCUUCCACCACGGCUUGCUCAGCGACGCUCUAGAUGACGGCGGCGGCGGCGGCUCCGGUGCGCCGGAGCGAGUCGUGUACCACUACACCAGGAGCCUGCACGGCUUCGCGGCCAGGCUCACCCAGCGGGAGAAGAACAAGCUCGCCGCCAUGGACGAUGUCCUGUCGAUCCACGAGAAGGCGACGUACCACCCGCGGACGACGAGGUCAUGGGACUUCCUGGGCCUGCCGCGGCACAACGACCCCAAGAGGCUGCUUUUCGAGAAGGACGUCAUCAUCGGCAUGGUGGACAGCGGCGUGUGGCCUGAGUCCGAGUCAUUCUCCGACUCGGGCCUCCCGCCGCCGCCCGCCAAGUGGAAAGGCGUCUGCUCCAGCAACUUCACCGCCUGCAACAACAAGAUCAUCGGAGCACGGGCGUACAAGGACGGCGUGACGACGCUUUCGCCGCGGGACGACGACGGGCACGGCACGCACACGGCGUCGACGGCGGCUGGCCGGGCGGUGCCGGGCGCGAGCAUGGGCGGGUUCGCGGGGGGCACGGCCAGGAGCGCGGUGCCCGGCGCAAGGCUGGCCAUCUACAAGGUGUGCUGGGGCGACGACGGGUGCUCCACGGCCGACAUCCUCAUGGCGUUCGACGACGCCGUGGCGGACGGUGUGGACGUGCUCUCGGCGUCCGUGGGCAGCGACUUCCCGGCCGACUACGCGGACGACCUCAUGGCCGUGGGCGCGUUCCACGCCAUGCGCCGUGGCGUGGUCACCUCCGUGGCCGCCGGCAACGACGGGCCCAGGCUGGGCGCCGUCACCAACGUGGCGCCGUGGGUGCACUCCGUGGCAGCAUCCACCACGGACCGCAGGAUCGUCAGCGACCUCGUCCUACUCGGCCACGGCAAGACGAUCUCCGGAAGCUCCAUCAACGUCUUCCCGGGGAUCGGGGGCCGCUCCGUGCUCAUCGACCCCGGGGCGUGCGGGCAGCGCGAGCUGAAAGGGAAGAACUACAAGGGCGCCAUCCUGCUGUGCGGCGGCCAGAGCCUAAACGAGGAAUCCGUGCACGCCACCGGAGCCGACGGGGCCAUCCAGUUCCGGCACAACACUGACACGGCCUUCUCCUUCGCCGUCCCAGCAGUUCGAGUCACGAAAUCCCAGUACGAGGAGAUCAUGGACUACUACAACAGCACCAGGCUUGCCUUGGUUUCCAUACGGAACAGCCAGGCCAGGUUUGAUGCGACGGCGCCGCGGGUCGGCUUCUUCUCGUCUAGAGGCCCAAACAUGAUCACGCCCGGGAUCCUCAAGCCGGAUAUAAGCGCGCCGGGAGUGGAUAUCCUGGCGGCGUGGCCAGAGAGCAUGUCGGUGUCCGGGAGCGCGGUCGACGACAGGCAGCUUUCGUACAACAUCAUCUCCGGCACGUCCAUGGCGUGCCCGCACGUGACGGGCGCCGCGGCGUACGUCAAGUCGGUCCACCCAGACUGGUCGCCGGCCGCCGUCAUGUCGGCCCUUAUCACCACGGCGACUCCGAUGUCAGCGUCGAGCACGCCGGAGGCCGAGCUCGCCUACGGGGCUGGGCAGGUGAACCCACUCCAUGCGCCGUACCCGGGGCUCAUCUACGACGCUGGUGAGGACGACUACCUUGGCUUACUCUGCGCGCAGGGCUACAAUGUGACCCAGAUUGCCACCAUGGCCGGCGGCGACUUUGUCUGCCCUGAGGACGGCAGGGGCUCUGUUGCUAACCUUAACUACCCGUCCAUCGCCGUUCCCAUCCUCAACUACGGCGUGCGCUUUGCCGUCGACGUGCCCAGGACUGUGACCAACGUCGGCCCGGACGACUCAGUGUACCACGCCAACGUCACCUCGGUGCCCGGCAUCGCCGUCAGCGUCACGCCCCACAAGCUGGCCUUCAGCUCAACGGAGAAGAUGAACUUCACAGUGCGCGUCUCGGGCUGGCUGGCGCCAGUGGAGGGCACACUGGGUGCGUCCGCGUCCAUCGUGUGGUCGGACGGAAGGCAUCAAGUGAGGAGCCCCAUAUACGUGUUUCCUCUGUCGGCAACGAGGGGAUAGGUGUUCUCUGAAGCUCAUAGGAAUAGGAAGUGAUUACAGUUAGUUAAACCACAGCAAUAGCAGGGCGUAUAGAUUUUCCAAACUUGUUCGAUUGAUAGUUCGAUUGUUCGGAGCAAUCAGCAAUGUACACAUAUUUAUUUCUGCUUUCUUUUCAUAUGUCAGUAUAACGCUGAGUGGAGAUAAUUCGAUGGUGCAGCUGGAAGGUCAGAACAUAUGAUUUUCAGACUCCGCAAAUAGUUUGAACAUAUCCAGCACUAGGAUUAUAGGGAAAGUAAAGCAGACGAAAAUGUUUUUUGAUACUUUCCAACUGUUCUUAGCAUGGUACCUGAAGACUAACAGCAAAAACUAGCAAAAUAACAAUCUCACAC